This is a messenger RNA of Brassica napus (rape), 922 nucleotides long. Its product is annotated as vesicle transport v-SNARE 12. Gene Ontology annotation, molecular function: SNAP receptor activity; SNARE binding. The transcript is spliced from 5 exons. The record is from RefSeq and is a predicted model, not a curated record. Gene Ontology annotation, biological process: intracellular protein transport; vesicle fusion; vesicle-mediated transport. NCBI's taxonomy places the organism in Eukaryota, Viridiplantae, Streptophyta, Magnoliopsida, Brassicales, Brassicaceae. Gene Ontology annotation, cellular component: SNARE complex; ER to Golgi transport vesicle membrane; late endosome membrane. The coding region runs from base 139 to 807 and encodes 222 amino acids.
AUCAAUCAAAAGGAAGAACAGGAGUCGUUAGUAGUUCGGUUCUUCUUCCUAUAAAACCAAAGAGGAGCAGGUUUUUCGAGAUCCGGUCAAAAUCUAAAGAAGGAUCCGUUUUGAUCAGAUCAUCGAAGAGAAAGGAAGAUGAGCGAGGUAUUUGAAGGGUACGAGCGACAGUACUGCGAGCUCUCAACCAAUCUCUCCAGAAAAUGUCAUUCUGCCUCGCUUCUCUCCCACGGAGAAGAGAAGAAGGAGAAGCUUGUUGAGAUUAAGUCUGGAAUGGACGAAGCUGAUGUCUUGAUCCGGAAAAUGGAUCUUGAGGCAAGAAGUUUGCAGCCGAGUGCUAAAGCUGUGUGUCUUUCUAAACUAAGAGAGUAUAAAUCUGAUCUGAACCAACUGAAGAAGGAGUUCAAACGAGUGUCUUCCCCAGAUGCUAACCAAUCUACACGUCAAGAACUUAUGGAAUCUGGAAUGGCUGAUGUGCAUGCGGUAUCAGCUGAUCAGAGUGGGAGAUUGGCAAUGUCAAUGGAGAGGCUUGACCAAUCAAGCGACAGAAUCAGGGAGAGUAGAAGACUAAUGCUGGAGACAGAAGAGGUUGGCAUCUCAGUUGUUGAGAAUCUCAGUCAGCAACGCCAAACCCUCCUUCACGCUCACUCUAAGCUUCAGGGUGUGGAUGAUGCCAUUGACAAGAGCAAGAAAGUGUUGACUGCUAUGUCUAGAAGAAUGACGAGGAACAAAUGGAUCGUUGGUUCGGUCAUCGUGGCUCUCAUUCUCGCCAUCAUUUUGAUCAUCUCAUACAAGCUUUCUCAUUGAUUUACUCAAGUAUUCAUCAUGAUUAUUGUGUAUAUAAGGAUGGUUGAUUCAUUUGUAAUGUGCCCAAAUAUUUGUUAUAUACUUCCAAACAUUUAUUAUAUAUACUUCAAAGGUA